Molecule: messenger RNA, 2034 nt
Organism: Closterium sp. Naga37s-1
Lineage: Eukaryota; Viridiplantae; Streptophyta; Zygnematophyceae; Desmidiales; Closteriaceae
Source: the annotation of a GenBank genome assembly
AUGGCGUCGUCCGCCGUACCCCGCCACGCCGCAGGCGCGCGGACUUUGGCCGGGAGCGUCAAGAUGGCGGCGGUAGCGCUGGGCGCAGCAGGCGCCGCAAUAAAUGGCGGAAUUUCCGCCGUCGUUGGCGCUGGCAGCCGCGCGGGGGGAUCGGCGGGGGCGGGGGAAGCCGCCGAUGGGCAGGCGUCGAGCCCCAAAGGCGCCUUCCGGGGUGCUGGCAGUCCGCGCGCGUCUGGCGGACUGUUUCCCCGACAUGCGGCAGCGAACUACCUCUGCCUCAUGCUGCCCUUCCUCGCUCUCUCCACUCUCCAGCUGUACCUGAUGUGGUUACCAGAGCUGGGCCCCAUGCGGUUACCACAGGACGACUUCGUGGGAAGUAAAUCAACCAAGAGCAGGGCGCACCAAUUCAACUACAGAACACUGCUGGCUCACACAGCCAGUGACGUCCGCUCCUUGCACAAGCUGCUGGAGCAGAGCAGGAGAGAGCUGAAGGGGCAGGUGGCAGCGGGGAUUAAGAAGAUGGGGCUAGAGAUGCUGCAGACGAAGCAGGACAGUGCGCGUGGCGCUGCUGACGUGGCGGACUGGUGGCAGCACGAGCAGGGCAGGUUGAAGGCCAUGAGCCAGGACGUCGGGCAGCUGAAAGAUAUUGUCGGGCAGCAUGCAAGGAAGCUGGAGGCGCAAGUGCGAGCGGUGCAGGAAGCCUCUGGAAGCAGCGAGGAGCAGCAGGGGGGUGGCAAGGAUGGUUUUUCUUCAAGUGAAGAGCAGCAGGGGGAUAAAGGGGGCGACGAGGAUGGGGAGGUGGCACGGCCGGAGCAGUGGCAGAAGGGGCGGCAGGAGGCGUUGAUGCACUUCUGGGUGGCGGACGAUCGGCCGUCACUUUGGAAGCAACGAUCCUUCCAGCGCCAUGGGUCGUUCGGAUUUAUCAAGUUCAGCGCCUACCGAGUGAAUGCAUCCACGUUGGCAGUGCUGGGCCUGGCGUCCCUCCCCAUGCACCACGGCCGCCGCUUCUCCUCCUGCCGCUGGCACGCCUCCGCCCCUGCUGCUGCUGACAAUGGGGGAGUUGGCAGCGGUGGUGGGGGUGUGACUGAAGGCAUGCUAGUGCCUCUUUAUGUGGAGGAGCAUCACGACUACCUGUACGAGGCAGUGGUGGUGCUGUGUGUGCUGGAUGCCCCUUCACCAGCAUCAGGGGGCGUGUUGGAGGCAGAGAUCGAUGGGGAGGUGCUCUUCCCCUUCGUGGAACAACCAGGCCAGUCCAUGGAAGACCCAUCAACCUUCCCCAACAAUAUCGUCUUCUGCGGGCCGCCCAUGUUUGGCGCUAUCAGCCCGCGGGCGCUCACCGAGUGGCUGCACUUCCACCGCCUGCUGCUGCCAGUGGACCAUUUCGUCCUGUAUGACGCGGGCGGCGUGGCCGACCACGCUGACGUCAGCAGCGCCGUGCAGCCGUGGGUGCGGGCAGGGGUGGUGGAGGUUGUUGGGUUCGAGGAGUCGACACAGUACGACGUAUGGUCGUACGCACAGGCCCUAUCCACACACGACUGUCUAUACGGCAACCGCCAUGGGGCGCGGUGGCUGCUCUUCGCCGACCUGGACGAGUUCGUUGAGGUGCUGCCGCCUGCCACGCUGCAGCAGCUGCUACAGGACAACGCUGGCCGCCCGUGGAUCACGUUUGGGUGCACGUGGCCGCAUGCCUACUGCAUGAACACGUCCCUCUACCCGGACCAUCUGUGCCUGGACCAGUUCGGCCACCGCAAAUACGUCCUCAACCCGCGCCGCGUCUCCCUCGCUCAGAUCCACGUGAUUAUCGGGGGCGAUAUGGACGGCCUAGAUCUUCCCACGGACGUGGCGAGAUUUGCGCACUACAGGGGGCUGACGGCACGUGGGUACCCCAUGUGCGACCUGGGGGCACCGAGCCGCUGGUGGCGCUACCAUGAUGGCGUGGCGAGGAUGGCCCAGGCUGCUCGCUCCUGUCCUGCGCUUGUUGCUCCGGUCCCUGAGCGCUGCACAGCACAGGCACUUGCGAGCAGCAUUGCAUGA